Manis javanica (Malayan pangolin) is the source of this 1403-nucleotide messenger RNA. NCBI's taxonomy places the organism in Eukaryota, Metazoa, Chordata, Mammalia, Pholidota, Manidae. The record is from RefSeq and is a predicted model, not a curated record.
AUGUCAAAUAACAUAAAAUCAGUAGAACAUUCAUUUAAAAUACAUCAGAAAAACGACCUAGAACAUGUAUCUGAUAGAGUAUUUUUCAUUGAUGCUUCUAAUCGGAGCUUGGCUACCAUUCCGUCGGAGAUCUUAGAAUUAACAGAAUUAGAAGAAGUGCAUCUGGAAAAUAACCAGAUUGAAGAAAUCCCCCAGGAUAUUCAGCAUUUAAAGAAUGUCAGGAUCCUGUACCUGAACAAGAACAAGCUAAGGAAGCUGUCCCCUGAGCUGGGGAAGCUAAACAACCUGGAGGGCUUGGACCUGAGCCACAAUCCCCUCCUGCCAUCGUCCCUUGCUGUCCUCGGCUGCAUUCGCAAACUGCGGGAGCUCCGCCUCUACGGCACUGCCCUGGGGGAGAUUCCCGUCGUCAUUUGUGAAUUCCUCCACCAUCUCGAGCUGCUCGGACUGACCAGAAACCACCUGAAAUCUCUGCCCAAGGAAAUAGUGAACCAGACCAAGCUGAGAGAGAUCUACCUGAAGGAAAAUCAAUUUGAAGUUUUCCCUCUGGAACUCUGCGUUCUGUACAACCUGGAGAUCAUUGACCUGGAUAAGAACAAACUAAAGGUCAUUCCAGAAGAGAUUGGGAACCUGACGAAACUGCAGAAGUUCUAUGUGUCUUAUAACAACCUGCCCUUUCUACCCGAGUCGUUGGCCCAGUGUAGCAAACUCUCGGUGCUGGAUUUAUCCCACAACCGCCUGCACUCCCUCCCACAUACCGUUGCUGAGCUUGGGGAGAUGACCGAGAUCGGGCUGAGUGGGAACCACCUGGAGAAGGUGCCGCGCCUCAUCUGCAAGUGGACCUCACUGCACCUGCUCUACCUGCACGACACUGGCCUGAGGACACUGCGGCGCUCCUUCAGGCAGCUGGUCAACUUACGCUUUUUGGCUCUCAGCCAGAACUAUCUGGAAAUCUGCCCUUUACAGAUCUGUGCACUGAAGAACCUGGAAAUGCUGGCACUGGAUGAUAACAAAAUACGGCAGUUACCUCCAGAGUUUGGCUCACUUUCAAAACUGAAGAUGCUUGGACUAACAGGAAACCAGUUCUCUUCAUUUCCAGAAGAAAUCCUUCCUUUACAGACUUUAGAGAAAUUAUACAUUGGGCAAGAUCAGGGAGCCAAGCUCACCUAUCUGCCAGAAGACAUUAGUAAACUACAGAGUCUUAAGGAGCUCUACGUAGAGAACAAUCACCUAGAGCACCUGCCUGUAUCCUUAGGAUCAAUGCCUAAUCUGGAAAUUCUUGACUGUCGCCACAAUCUGCUUAAGCAACUUCCAGAGAGCAUUUGCCAAGCACAAGGGCUCACUGGUGCCUGAUCAGUACAUCUUAGAGCUCCACAAAGGAGGUUAAAUUGUUUAUUCAAAAAAGU